Molecule: messenger RNA, 4653 nt
Organism: Aspergillus affinis
Lineage: Eukaryota; Fungi; Ascomycota; Eurotiomycetes; Eurotiales; Aspergillaceae
Product: CCR4-NOT core ubiquitin-protein ligase subunit MOT2
Exons: 6
Coding region: 1-4653 (1550 amino acids)
Biological process (GO): protein ubiquitination
Cellular component (GO): CCR4-NOT complex
Molecular function (GO): nucleic acid binding; ubiquitin-protein transferase activity
Source: RefSeq, a predicted model, not a curated record
AUGUCAAAUCGUCAACAGAUAGACUCCGUCAUUGAUGAUGACGAUGAGUUUUGCCCUCUUUGCAUUGAAGAAUUCGAUCUGUCGGACAAGAACUUCAAGCCAUGUCCCUGCGGGUAUCAGAUCUGUCAAUUCUGCUACAACAAUAUCAAGACCCAUAGCGAAGAAGGUCGAUGUCCGAACUGCAGACGGCCUUACGAUGACAGUACCAUACAAUACAAGGUCCCCGACGCAGACGAAUUCAAAGCCGACUUGGCGUUGAAGCAUCGAAAGGCCGCCGCCGCGAAGAAAAAAGAAGCAGAAAGGCGCGAGAUCGAAGCAUCCAGUCGCAAGAAUUUGGCCGGUGUUCGGGUUGUGCAAAAGAACCUGGUCUACGUGAUCGGCCUUAAUCCCACGAUACGCGACGAGAACCAGCUUUUGCAAACCCUCCGUGGCAGAGAGUACUUUGGCCAGUACGGCGACAUCGAAAAGAUCGUGGUCAGCAAGGCAAAGCCCGGCGGCAAUCCCAACCAGGGUAUCGGCGUCUAUGUGACCUACGCGAGGAAGUCCGAUGCUGCAACCUGUAUUACUUCGGUUGAUGGGUCAGCGAACGGUGAUCGGGUCCUGAGGGCGCAAUACGGGACAACGAAAUACUGUUCUUCCUUCUUGCGUAAUGAGCAAUGCCACAACCGGAACUGCACCUUCCUACACGAAACGGGCGAGGACAGCGACAGCUAUAGUCGGCAGGAUCUUUCUUCGAUGAAUACUCUUUCGAGCCAACGUCCGAAUGGUUCCCCUAGCGGUCCGACUCAUUCCGUCCCUCCGCACGUCACCCGGUCAUCAGCUCAGCCGAUCUCACAACCGAUGCGCCGCCAACCCAGCAAGGAUGAUGCUACCGGCAGCCGUCCGCCUGACGGGUCAGCUUUGCCGUUGUCGGCCAGCUGGGCUAACAAGGACGCUCCUAUCAACCGCACGAGGCGCGCUAGCUUGACCGGCAGCCAACCUUCGCAAAGUCCCCGACCUCCGAUGGCUACGGUUGUGACAGGAUCCGAGGAGCCAAAGCGAGUCGACAAGCAACCGGUGGACGCCCCAGGUCGCCAAACGCCGUCGUUACCCAACCCACCCUCAGUUCCUCAAUCCCCCGAAGCACCUCUACCACCGUCAGAACCCGAAACGCCUCUGUUGGACAACCUGAUCAAGGCCGUUAACUCCCCGGAGUUCAAGUUCGUCUUUUCGGCUGCUGGUCUGCCGGCGGAGGAGAUUGCUCUCAUCGAAAACCACCCCUCGUUUAUCGAUCCCUAUGGCGGUGUCAAGCGCCGGGCCAUGCGAGAGAGGGCAGAAAAGGAACGUGUUAAACGAGAGCAAGAGCUGCUGCAAACGGCCACUGUAGAAGAGGAAUCUCGCGAGAGCGGGAGCCUGCAACUCGGUGGGGAGCCAGAUGAUCCUCAUCCCGUUAGAGGUCGCGCUAGUCGUGAGUCCCACGGUGCCAUUCAGCCCCCGUCCCAACAAGGCACGACCUCGAACUCCACCGUCGGCUCGCCAGUGUCUGCGGCAAGCCAUCAGUUCCAAGGGCUUAACGUGGGUGGUCGCAGCCUGACUCCCCUGCAACAGCAACAGCUCAUGCUUCUCAAAUCUGCCAACAACCAGCAGGCCGGCAUCGUGGAUCCGUUGCAAAGUGGACUUGGCUCCGCUGCUUUUGAUCAAGCUCAAGUCCGACAAGGUCUCUUGCAAAGUCAGAUGGCCCAGUUCAAUGCCUUGCAAGCGCAGAACCGUCAGAAUUCUCGAUUCUCUUUUGCCAACGAAGCCGGUUCUAAGAACCUUCCCAAUGUCCGCAUGUUGAACCAACAGGCGUCUUUGAUGCAGUCUGGAACCCCCAACCCCUUGGCGGCCCCCAGUCCUCAACAUGGGCUCGGCGGCAAUUUCUACACCAGUGGCGUUCAGGGCCCUCCCCCGGGGUUGAAGACGGCUGGCACGCCUCCCAUCAGCGGAGGAGGAAUGUUUGCUCAAGGGCACGGAUUCACUAGUUCCAAUCUCGGACUCGGUGGUAAUGUCGGAAAACAGGAGGCUAAUCCGGAGUUGAUGCGCGAACUGCUGCGAGGCCGCAGCGGAACGAACCCCAGUGGACUACAGGGGCAAGAUGCCGCAAAGCGUGAGUUCAUGUUUCCUUUCCUCCAACAGCACCAAACCCCCCCUCCCCUGACUCCUGCCAAUGGCCUUCUCAGCUCUUUCUAUGGCUCUCAGGCGGGGAAUCUCUCCGAGGCUGGGUCACAGAAGCAAAAGAAGAAGGGGAAGAAGCACAGACACGCUAACACUUCCUCCGGCGGAGGCGGUGUAGUAGAUCUUGCGGACCCGAGUAUCCUGCAGGCGAGGAUGCACCAGGUGGGUGCUAAUGCCGCUGCUGGACAAGCAUUGUAUGGGAGUCAGGGUCAAGUGGACGAGGAAUUUCCCCCGCUUGGAGCUGCUUCCAAGGACAAACGCGCCGUUGAUAGUUUUGGCUUCCUAGUGCGAUCGCAUAUUCAAAGUGAUUCCCAGAGCUCAGCCCGUGCUGGCACUCCAACCCUUCCGCCUGGGCUUCCUCUGCCUCACUCUCACCCGGCAUCCGCUCUCUUCCAGAGCCCCUUGAAUCCCUCGAGUCCGACCUCGUCGGUGUCUGUCCUCCCGCCAGGUCUUAACAUUCCUCUUUCACGGCUUGGGACACCGUCUCAGGGUCUCCAGGACUCGGCAUUCCGUGCCGCCUCUCCUGACCUGAAGGACACCCCGGAGGUUGCACCCCCUUCUCAUCGCACUAAGAACGUCUCAGAGAUCUCUUUAGGCUCCCCGGUACCUAAAUCUGCCAGCAAGGCUCGUUCCCAAGCCAAGGAUGAUAUGGCCGUUUCUAAUGACAGGAAGGGUGGGAAAAAGGCCGAGGGAUCAAUCCAAGACAAAGGUCCCUCGAAAGCCAAACCGAUGAAGCUGGACCUGCCGCUGCACACGUCCCAUUCUCAAGAGGCCUCUCCGUCAAAGGUCGAAUUCUCCAAUCAGACAUCGUCCAGCCAGGUCCCAGUGCCGAUGUCUGCCAUCGGUUCUCGUCCUAACACUCCCUUGACUGCGGCAUCUCGCCUGUCCGAGUCUUCGGCUCCACGUCAACCUCGCGUUCUGCGGGUUGUAGACACACCGAAAGCCGAGACGCCCCCUCCUGUUUCUGCAACGCUCCCCCACUCAUCCCAACCUAUUGUGACCAAAACGCGUUCCAGACGGCCCAGCGUUUCCUCCAUCAGCCGUCCCGACACCCCCGGUGACCUGGAAUCCGAAGCGGAUCUCUACACUUCUGCGUCUGUGUCCCGUGCCAACUCGCCUCCCGCCUCGUCUCGGAUCGGUUCCGCCCCGGUCCGAUCCAUGACUAAGAGUCAAGUCAAGAAAGAGCGCCGUCAGAAAGCCAAGGAGGCAGAGGCCAAGAAACACGAGGAAGCUUCGGCGCAGGCAGCGGAACCUGUGCAGGCGCCCAUCAUCGGAAGAAAGCGCAAGACUAAAAAGGCCCCGACCACCCAGACCGAGACGCCAUCGCCGGCUCCGGAGAACACCACCGAGGCCGCCAAGCCCGUUGUUCCUAGUGGAAAUGAUAGCCUCGAGAAGGUUAAUCAAAAGAUCGAGCCUAAGAAGAGCAAGUCUAAAGAAAAGCCGAGGGAUCAGAAGCCUGCCCCUGUGGAAGUGAAGGAACCUCCCGCCCCAAAGAUUGAAGCGUGGCGCUCGAACAAUACGGUGGAACAGUUAAUCAAGGACUCUGAGGCUUCUGGCGUUCCGAUCAAAGAUCUUUUUGCAGAACGGACAUUGCCUCUGCCCGUGUUGCUCGCCGAACUCCACAAGUCGGGCAAACUCGAUCUCAAUACGCAUCCCCUUUUCAACCCGCCUAAUCUCAGCCAGCGCGUUGAUAUGAAGUGCCAUGGCAAUGACUACGACAUUUUGAAGCAUCCGUUCGAGUUGACGGAGGAGCAUCGCAAGGCCUUGCUGCGCGGCGAGCCCGUUCGUCUGAACGGCGAUUUCAGCGAGCUGAAAUAUCGGUGCCUCAUCACUCCUCGCGGCUGUGUUUUGCGCCACUUGUCUCGUGAGGAAGAGGACCGCUACUUGGAACUUGAGAGGAACUCUGCCCCCGAUAGCGAUCCCUUCCAGGAAUACCCAGCCGAGUUGAUUACUGAGCCCGAUAUUACCAACCGCAGCGGUGGCCUUGAUGCGCUCUUCGCCACGCCCGAAAACUUCAACAUCUGCUGGGUGGACGAAACCUCGGCCGGGCUUACGUCGGCGUCUCCCACGGCUGGCUUGUCAGUGCCCGAGUCCUCCCUCAUUUCCAGCGCCCCUGCCCCGCCCAACGUGCUCUCAGCUAUGGAAGCGGACAGCACUCGCAGCCAUAACUGGGCCAUCGCUAAUACGGCGGAGUUGGUGAAUGCCACGGCAACUUCUGUGCGAUCCUUCGCAGCGGCUACGGCUAAGCACAUGCUCGGAGCGGCGGGCGUUGUGGUGGGCAGUCUCCCGGACCUGGACGACGUGGUGGGUAUGACCGACGAAGAACUGCGGGCGUUCGCCGUCAAGUCCCAGAAAGAAUUGGAGACGUCGCGCAAAGAAUUUGAUUCCAUCGACAAGAAGCUCAAUGCGUUGGUCAAGCGCAACAAGAAGCUUGCACAGCAGGCUCUGGCAUCCAAUUGA